Molecule: messenger RNA, 927 nt
Organism: Brassica napus (rape)
Lineage: Eukaryota; Viridiplantae; Streptophyta; Magnoliopsida; Brassicales; Brassicaceae
Product: glutathione S-transferase T3-like
Exons: 2
Coding region: 1-927 (308 amino acids)
Source: RefSeq, a predicted model, not a curated record
AUGGAUACGUUUUCACAAAGUUCUCCCGGUUUUGUGAACCUAUUAUCUUCCCAGUCCAGUAAAACCGUAGAAGUAGGGUCGUCUGAGGUUCCUAAACCGGCUGGUGAAAGGAGAAAGUGGACGACUCAAGAAGACAUUAUCCUCAUCAGUGCCUGGUUAAACACAAGCAAAGAUCCCAUAGUUAGUAACCAGCAGAAACUAGGGUCGUUUUGGAGAAGAAUAGAGGAUUACUUUAAUGCAAGCGCUCAGCUAGGUGGCUUUCUACCUAGAGAGUGGAGUCAGUGUAAGCAGAGGUGGGGAAGGGUGAAUGAACAAGUGUGUAAAUUUGUGGGAAGCUAUGAGGCAGCAUUGAAGGAGCAAUCAAGUGGGCAGAACGAGAACGAUGUCAUGAAGUCAGCUCAUGACAUCUUCUUUAACGACCACCAGGCGAAGUUUGCACUUGAACACGCGUGGAGGGAGCUGAGGUAUGAUCAGAAGUGGAGAUCGAACUCUAUAUCAAGAGAUGGUGGAAAGGCGAAAAUGAAGGAAGCUGCGGAGACGGUGCCUGACUCGGAUGAGGCUAGGCCUCCUGGCGUUAAGGCUUGCAAAGCAGCCAAACGCAAGAAGCCUGGCAAUGAAGCUGCAUUUGAUCGCCUGGAGAUCAUUCUAGAGAAGAAACAGAAUAUUUCGAAACAGAAAAUACUUGAUCGUCUCCUCUCUAAGAACAUAGCUACUCUAACUGAAGCUGAGGUCGCUUUGAAGGACAAACUUGUGAAAGGAUCUGUGGGGCCGUUGGUCACGGGCAUAUGGGAGAUAAAGUCUGGACUUGAUGGGUUUUGUAGGUGUCACGGGUAUUGUAGUAGUAGUAGUUCACGGGUUGUUCAUGUAGUUGUAGUACUACAUGUAUCUUUUGGGUCGCAGCAGGUCAGUGUUUGUACUAGACACUAG